AUGGAGGCUUCAAUCAACAACGCUACCCAGAUCCUAAGUCGCGAAAAGAAAAAGUCGCAUUACGAACCACGAUUGGUGCUACAAAUUAUCGCCAUUGGCUUUGGAAGCACUGCUUUUGGAUAUGCCAGUGCCGUCAUUGCUCCCACACUAUCACAACCUUCUUUUCUCGAGUACAUGGAUCUGGGGUUGACCAAUCCUAAUCGCGCACAUAUCUUAGGUGCCACGAACUCGUUGUAUUUUGCUGGUGGUUUCAUUGGCAGCUUCGUGAAUUCCUGGGUUUCGAAUCGCUACGGCAGGAAGGCCUCAAUUGCAUCCGCAUGCUUGCUGAUGAUUGUCGCUGGUGCGCUGGUUGCAGGAUCCGUACACAUUGGGAUGUUUAUCGCCUUCCGCUUCUUCACUGGCUGGAGUGCGGUGUCCCUUCUGGCCGCCGUUCCCAUGUGGAUUACUGAAGUUUCUCCGCCACAUGGCCGCGGCAUACUCGCCGAAUUGCACGCCUGGAUGGCAAUUCUUGGAUAUGUUCUUGCCAACUACGUCGGAGUCGGCUUCUAUUACUAUCACGCGCCUGGUGGGAAUCAGUGGCGUGGCCCGUUGGCAUUUGUAUGCUUGUUCCCGCUGAUCACUCUAUGCUUCACCCCUUGGGCGCCAGAGAGUCCACGCUGGCUUUUGAUGCAAGGACGAGACUCCGAGGCUUUUGCCAUUAUACAGAAACUUCACCGCUCAAAACAUGACCUAGACGAAACAUUCUUACGGGCCGAGUUCGCGGAGAUGGUAACACAGGUCACGGUUGAUCGGUCUCUGGACUCGUCCUGGCGAAUUCUAUGGACUCGUCCGUCAUAUCGCAAACGUGCAUUGAUUGCCUGCUCAUUGUUGUCUGCACUGUAUAGCUCUGGUAUCAUGGUGGUUGCAAACUAUGGUCCCACCAUUUACUCCGGGUUGGGAUUCAGUACGAGCCAGUCACUACAGCUCCAGGCUGGCCAACUUGUGACUGGCCUACUCGCCCUAACAAUCUCCAUGACGUUUGUUGACCGACUUCCUCGAAAUAUCAUGCUUGGCGGAGGAUUGUACCUCUGCGCAAUCCCGCUCAGCAUUGAGGCCGCUUUAGUGGCCAGAUUCGUGGGUACUGACAACAAAGCCGCUCUAAGCGCAGGCGUGGCUUUUAUAUUCAUAUUCGGCUUUAUAUACAACAUGUGGCUGGACGGCCCUGGCUACUUCUAUGCUAGCGAGAUCUUCCCCACACAUCUAAGAGCGAAGGGAGCUACACUCUGUGUCAUGUGUUACAGUCUGAUCAAUAUCCUCUGGACUCAGGUUGCUCCAACAGCUUUCGCCAACAUCGGCUGGAAAUUUUAUCUCGUCUUCGUUGUCUGUUCUGUAGUUUUCGGUACGACCAUAUUAUUCAUAUAUCCAGACACACUCAACAAACCUCUUGAGGAAGUCGCUGCUAUGUUUGGAGACGAGGACCUUAUGGCGGUCUAUUCUGAGGCGUCAACUCACGAUCACGAAACCAAAGACGGUGUCGUUACCGGGGAAGAGACAGUGGCCAGCAGUCGGCCUGGUCUGGAGAUGUCGACAUCAUCCUCAUAUAACGUGAUGGCAAUGCAGGUUCUGGGUGCUAAGGGGCGAAAGCUUGAUGAUGUGCCAGCAACGACGGACGCGAACAUUAUUUUCAAACGGACGCUCGUGCGGCCUGUGGCUUUCGAACGCUGGAUCGAGGUAUGCUCACUGGGCUCGAAUAACAUUCUCAACCUGGUGCCCGCCGGCGACACGCUGCGGACGUGGAUUAUGCACGAAUAUGGGCAGAAUAAUGAAGACAUCAGGGGUCAUUUACAUUCUUGUGCACGGAGCAAGAUACACCUCUCCUUUGACAUGUGGACCUCGGAAGGUAAGACCAUGUCACUCAUGGCUGUGGUUGCCCACUAUCUCGACAAAGAUUUCAACGAUCGAACCAUGCUGAUUGCCCUACGCCGUCUUUUUGGCCCGCACUCUGGAGCGAACGUGGCAGAAACUCUCCUCGAUGUGAUCGAUGAGUUCCACGUUCGAGAUCGCUUAGGCUGCUUCAUGACAGAUAACGCCGAAUCCAACGAUACUUGCCUGAAAUGCGUGAUGCGAAAGGUCUACCCUACCUCCCCUGAUGAUGCGAUCAGCGAACGCCGGUUACGAUGCUGGGCCAACGUCUUGAAUCAUGUGGCUCGAUUGUUUUUGUUUGGCUGCGACGCCGAUGCUUUCAGGCUAGAGGACGCAACUAACGUGGCCUUAGAUCGGGAGAACGAAUGCCUGAGUGCCUGGCGAAAGAGGGUCCCGGUCGGGAAACUCCAGAAUAUCACGACAUUCAUGAUUUAUCAGGGCCUCACCACAGCGCAGGGAGCUGUCCAAGAGUAUCUCUCUUGCCGCCAUCGAAGACGUUAA
Exophiala oligosperma is the source of this 2403-nucleotide messenger RNA. RefSeq lists its product as uncharacterized. The transcript has 7 exons. The coding region runs from base 1 to 2403 and encodes 800 amino acids. Gene Ontology annotation, cellular component: membrane. Gene Ontology annotation, molecular function: carbohydrate:proton symporter activity. Gene Ontology annotation, biological process: transmembrane transport; carbohydrate transport. NCBI's taxonomy places the organism in Eukaryota, Fungi, Ascomycota, Eurotiomycetes, Chaetothyriales, Herpotrichiellaceae. The record is from RefSeq and is a predicted model, not a curated record.